AGCGCAUCUGCUUUUGGUAAGAAAAAUCGGAGGGCCGGAGGGGACAGGUGCAAACAAUAUGGGGGUUCUCGAGCUUCGGUUGAUGUGGCAGCCCUAGAGUUGAGGAUUACCUGUGAGCAUAUGCAUCCUUUGAAACUUUGUGUGAACUACCAUCCAAACAAAAGGAAGAAUGGAGAGCUAAUUGAUUAUUCAUCACAACCGAAAGUUAUGGAGGUUAUCAGCAAGCUGUCUACUGCAUUCCAUGAAGUUGAAAGUGAACAUCAAUCACAAGAAGUUGAAAUUUCUUGGGCAUCAAAAGCAGUAAUGUCUGAAUUGCAUUUGAAGUAUUUUGAUGUGGUUGGGUACAAUAAGAAAAGAGUUUUGGGAAC
Molecule: messenger RNA, 368 nt
Organism: Cuscuta epithymum
Lineage: Eukaryota; Viridiplantae; Streptophyta; Magnoliopsida; Solanales; Convolvulaceae
Source: the annotation of a GenBank genome assembly